GCGAUGGUCAAGGUGGAGUGGCUGUAUCUGCUACUGUUCUGACACGGUCUUUACAGUGGAAUCGGGAAGAUGAUCUGAAGUGGUUCUAUGAAAUAUUUGCGCCGUUUAUUUUUUUGAGACCUAGGAAAUGCCAUGGCACAGCUGGUUCGGAACGCCUGGUGUUUUGACUUUUUUAGGUUUUAUAUUCUGUACCUGCGGUUCGGUCAAGACCUUUCCACAAUGUCUUUCGGGGGGUUGAACAGCAAGUUUGUUUCACAAUGUUUUCCUUGAGAAUCAAUUCAAUUCCAAUGUCUCUUCAGUGACUUCAGUGACAGAACCAGACCUUUGGACAUGUCCCUAGGCGUGGUUGUUCAGAGGACAGACACACACCAUUUUCCGGGUACAUGCUGGGACUAAGAAGACAUCAUGGCGGAUAAUCGUUAUUUGUUUGACUGUUGCUACGAACCUGGACAGUUGGGAACAUCCAAGUGGGAGUCAUAUGUUCAACCUGUUUUUCAUCCUGGCAUCGUUGACUACCGACAGGAACAAUACAGGGUUGUUUACAGGAAGAGGACGCUGCACCAGCAGUUCGAGAGCUACAAACAGGAAGUGAGGCGCAUCGGGGCGGACACCCGCCGCCAGCAGACCCAACACAAGGACGACGCCCCCACCUGCGGGAUCUGCAGAAAGACCAAGUUUGCCGACGGCUGCGGGCACCUCUGCUCCUACUGCCAGACCAAAUUCUGCGCCCGCUGCGGGGGGCGCGUCUCCCUGCGUUCCAACAAC
Messenger RNA from Osmerus eperlanus (European smelt), 765 nucleotides. Its product is annotated as regulating synaptic membrane exocytosis protein 1-like. Gene Ontology annotation, cellular component: cytoskeleton of presynaptic active zone; presynaptic membrane. Gene Ontology annotation, molecular function: small GTPase binding; transmembrane transporter binding. Gene Ontology annotation, biological process: positive regulation of synaptic transmission; calcium ion-regulated exocytosis of neurotransmitter; regulation of synaptic plasticity. The record is from RefSeq and is a predicted model, not a curated record. NCBI's taxonomy places the organism in Eukaryota, Metazoa, Chordata, Actinopteri, Osmeriformes, Osmeridae. The annotation marks the transcript as partial. The transcript is spliced from 2 exons.